CGGCGCGUGUUUACUAACAUGCGCGUGCGCUGCUCCCUCGACUGCAGUCUUGCGCCGACGAUGCUGCCGCUACUGCUGCUGCUCGGGGCAGCCAGUGCAGAGCCCCCCAAAACUCUCCAAAAGCCAAUAGACCAUUGCCCCAGCGUCGGCUACUUCUUCGAGCGGCAGGAUCUCCACAACUACCCUGGCACAUGCUACCUUUGCUACUGCAAGGAUGAUGGCGAGGCUGUUUGUACCAUCAGGGAUAGCGAGCGCUGUGACCACAACGAGUCUAGUGUGGAGAAUACCGAUUUUGGAGACUGGAAUGGAGGAGAAAAGGCAGAAAAGAAUAAACGCAGGGAUAGCGAGCGCUGUGACCACAACGAGUCUAGUGUGGAAAAGACCGAUUUUGGAGACUGGAAUGUAGAAGAAACGGCAGAAAAGACAGAAAAGAAUAAACGCAGAAGAUACCGGCGAGGGUUAAUGGAGAUAUUCUUCGACAAGGGCCAGAAAGAAGUAAUGAUGAAGAGUAUGACGCAAGCGAGCGCCGAAGAGUGCAAGCCAAAAUCAAGCAAGAGUAUAGGAUGUCCACCAAAGGACUGGUGCACAGGAUGUUUAGUUUGCGACUGCGAUGACAAUGGCGAAUGGCAGUGUCAUGUCAUGAGCUUCUGCGAAGAUAAAACUCCACGUCCAAAAGCUAAGGUAACCACAAUGAAAGCUAUAUCGAAAAAGAAAAACGACAAAAGAUCUGAUGUUAAACACAAGAAAAAACCUAAACCUAAAACAACCACGACAAGCACGACUACAACGACUAGCACGACAACAAUUAAGCCAAAAAUUGCUGUAAAGACGCUAAGGAAGCUUAUACGCAAAGACCAAAUAUAUAAUAAUACUCCAGUUGUAGUCAUUAAGAAAUAUAUAUCAACUAUAUCUCCAAUAAACUCCGAAGUUUUGCAACAGUUUAGAGAUAACCCUCAGAAAUUGGCACAGAUACUGUACCAGCAAUAUGAAGCAGCUACUAAAACACCAGGCAAUCCCCAACGUAGGAAACGUGAAAUCAAACUGGAGAAGAUACUGAACAAUAAACAGAAAAGGCAUUUCGAACUAAAAUAUAACGCUAAAGGUAGAAAACCAAUGAACAUCAAAGGACACAACGACUGGAACAUAAAAAUGAGGUCAAGGAAAAUAGAGCGAGACCACAUGAAAACUUUCACUAACACUAACAGUUUUUAUUCUAAACAGAACGAACUGCUGACUCCGGAUGAAAGGAAACGCAUAAAAAAGGCACAUCGUGUUAAUAAAAAUAAAAAGCAUGAUAAUGGUAGUUACAAAAACAAAGAAACACUUAUUCUUAUUCCUAGAAUGAGAAGGAAUAAGAGGAAUGUUCUGCCACUCUUCGAGGUUCCUACUAAUUCAACAAACAUGGCAAAUGACACGGUGAACAUCUCUAUAGUAAACGAUGACCAAGUUGAGGCAUUGACGAGUGUGAUUGGAUUAAAUGAAAACAUUCCAUCUGACCUAAACAACUAUAGAUAUACUGUUGAUAAUAUUGUUACGAAAAAAUACGACGAUGAAGUGAAAAACAGUGGUAUUGUUUACGAAUCAACGAUAAAGUAUGUAGACAUAAUCACAAAUAAUUAUUAUGAUAUGGACACCGGAGAUAUUACAGCUACGGCCACGCCUAAUUAUAAGAAUAUAGAAGUAGAAACCACAACUCAGCAAAUGAACUACGACUUGACAUCAGUAGAUUUGAAUAAUUAUACUAUCAACGAAACAACAACUCAAGUUAAUCAGUUAGAUUUAGAAAAUAACCAAGCUUUGGAAACGACUACUUAUAUCGAUUAUUCUUCCGGUAGUAAUGUUUCUACUGACAAAGAAUUCAUAACCGAUUACACAAAUUUGGAAACAACUACUGUUAUCGAAAAUAAUCUAGAAAUUAACAAUACAGAUAAUAAAAUAAAUAACAACACUGAAAACCUUAGGAAUGUGACAGAAAACAUUAUUAAGAAAGGUUAUAUUACAGAUAUAGACAAAAUUAUAAAAGAUCUUAAGAAAUAUACAUUAGACAAAUGGAAAAAAUACAAUAAAACAAAUGAACUUUAUGUGAAUCUGUACCCAGCUAAGCCAAAUACCUCAGUCAGCAGAACAUUCAAAUCAAGUACAGUCGAUUUUCAAAAAAUGUUGCAAAAUAUUUCUCGUAACAGAAUUAACACAACAAAAAAUAAUUCAAUACAAAAUCGCAUGUUAGCUAUACAAUAUUUGAAAAAAUUAUAUAGUCAAUUACUGUCAACAAAAAAUAAUAGAUCACAGCUCAACAACAUUGCUGUCAUGGAGUCGAUAUGUGAUACUUUUGGGCCCUGCAAAAUUAGCACUAAUAAAAUGGAAGUAUUGAAUUAUAAAAUUACUGAACUUAUAUUAGAAACUAAAAAAGCUUUGAACGUUAUAAGAAUUAUCAAAGGUAUUUUGCAAUCACUUAAUGAUGAAGGAAAUAGCACUGACAGACAUAUGAACGACGAGGCGGCAUUCAAGAGUUAUGUAAAAAAAUUAAAUGCAGUAUUAACAGAUAGUUAUAAAAACCCACUAACAGAAACUGAAAUGACGCAGAUAAAUUUUCUUAAAAAUAAUACAAAAAUAUUCGUAAAUUCAAUUGGAAAGUUUGCUUUUAUUCUAAAUGAUAUUUUAGGAAUAAUACAUACAGAGAGAAUAAAAUUCAAUAAUCUACGAAAACGCAAAAUUUUAAUCAAGAGAGUUACCAGACAUAGAGUGAGUGAACCAUUACAUAAAAUAAAAACACUUUUCUUGAAAUUUAACGUGCUACAGAACUCAUUUAUGCGAAACAUGUAUCAAGCAAUAUCUGAUCUGGAAAAACAAAAUGAGCAAAAUGCAUUACUUUACGAAAAAAACGUAAAUUAUCAGCGCGAUACAAGAAUCAAAAAGUCUGUUGACAGGUAUAUGAAUAAAAUCAAUUACAAUCUGGAAAAGUUGAAGGUUUUAGCCCUAAAGAUGGGCGCAAAGGGAAGAAUAAAGAGAGAUCUUAUGGACAAUGAUCAGGCUGUGGAAUAUCUGCUGACACUGAUGGAGUAUUUGUUGAAACACAAUAAUCCAGUAAAUUCUCCUCCAGUAACAGAUGGAAUAGACUUGCUAAUAGAUGCGAUUAAACGAGCCCCGGACAUAAAGCUGAUUAAGAAACAUAAUAAUAUGUCUGUAAUGCCCUCAUUUCCCAAGGUUAAAUCAGCAACUAAAACAAGCAGCGAAUCCGAAGAUGACAAUUCAAAUAGCAAAAGUUCAAAUGAAGAUUUUAAAGAUAAUUCGACUUUUGCUAAACAAUAUUUUAAUGACACACGAAUAAUGACGCCAAAUAACGAAGAGCCAUAUGACUAUAGAAAAAAGACUACAGAUGCAUCUGCAGGCAUAAUGACAUCAACAACUACAAAAUAUGUUGACGUUGAAGAUAUGGUUUUUAAUGGGAAUGAAAUUCCAAAAGUGUAUAUAGCUACGGUCCCUACUUAUGAAAACAUUGAUGAUGGUGACAUUGAAAAAGAAGAAAGAAAACCAACUGUUCACAAAUCAGAAAUAAAAACGAAAUCAGAAAUAGAAAUAAAACCGAACAAAUCAGCCAAGAAUGUGGAAGAACCAUCUGUCGCGACAAAAAGAUCUAUUUUUGAUACGGAUGAUAAAAAAGAUAAUAGCACUACAGCCACAGAAACCCCAAUUAUGACUCAAUUUGAUAGACUGAAUGAAGAAUACGAAAAACAGAUAAAAGGAAAAGCUCCGUCGCCGAAGAAUCUCAAGUCGAGGCGCAAGAAAAAUAAACGUCUACGAAAGAAAACGAAAGUUGAGAAUAAAAGCGAUGUUAGUACCAUUACGAAAGAAGUAGACGAAGAGAAAACUAAAAGGAAAGUUAUAGUAGAAGAAAGCUUACUACCGAAACCCAUUGGCGCUUCUACAGAGGACGAUCCUUUUCAGAUGGAUGAUGAAAGUCUCUUAAGAGACGUAACGCAGUUAAAUUCAAUGCAUAAUGAGGUUUUUCCUAGUUAUUUUAAUACUUAA
Messenger RNA from Cydia fagiglandana, 4029 nucleotides. RefSeq lists its product as uncharacterized. The transcript has 9 exons. Lineage: Eukaryota; Metazoa; Arthropoda; Insecta; Lepidoptera; Tortricidae. The record is from RefSeq and is a predicted model, not a curated record. Bases 19 to 4029 code for a protein of 1336 amino acids.